Hevea brasiliensis (rubber tree) is the source of this 1544-nucleotide messenger RNA. RefSeq lists its product as uncharacterized. The record is from RefSeq and is a predicted model, not a curated record. The transcript is spliced from 18 exons. Lineage: Eukaryota; Viridiplantae; Streptophyta; Magnoliopsida; Malpighiales; Euphorbiaceae. Bases 158 to 1393 code for a protein of 411 amino acids.
UUUCCUUAAGGCUGACGUGGUUUUCAAGUCUUGGCUCCCUGGGUAGAUUCGUCAUUGAGAAAGUCCCUUCCCAUCAAAGGAGAAGUCGCCUCCUUCGCUGCGUCAGGAAACAUUUCUUUCCAACAAUCUCGUCAGGACAUGCUUGAAUUUUGAAGCAAUGCAGACUCUCCGAUUCGGUUCUGUGCAUUCUUUACACUGCUUAUUCAUAUUAGUAUCAGCUAUUAUUACACAGGCACCUAGGAUUGCCUCAGUUGCUGUACCGAGUUCCAGCUGCUAUGUUCUUGAUAAUUCUAGUCGCCUUGUAGACUUUAGCAGCUGGAUUGGGCACGAAUUUGAGUAUGAAGGAAAGGGAAAUACUGACUUAGCUGUUCGAUUUUGCAAAGACGUUGAGAAAAGAUCACAAACGGGAUAUGUGAAUUUUGGCCGAUUUGAUAAGUUCAACUACUUUGCUUCUGGUUCAGGACAUGUUGAUUUUGUUCAACGGUUUUACAAUGGUGACCUGGCCAAUUGUGAGCGUAGUUAUGACAAACUGGGACGAACAGCUCAGGUGAAUAUCAUAUGUGGAAAUUGUUUAAAUAGACGAUGCAAAGGUGAACUUGGAUGCAUAUGCAAUAUCACAUAUGACUCAGACUGCAGAGUUUUUGUUGAACUUGCUGUUCUGUGCGAGAAACGUGGUCCGCGAGUAUUCAAGGGCUUCACUGUUGGAUUUCAUCCACGUUCAUGGGAAAUUGUUUACAAUGGCUUGACUCAACCAGGUUAUGAAAAAUCUUACCAGGACUUUAGCUUCAGCACUGAACAAGCUCAUGUUACCCUUUAUAUGACUGCAAUUGCUUCCCUUUCUACUUUGGUGCGAAAACCCUUUGUUAAGGUUCUUCCUGAGAAAGGUCUUGGGGUUAGUUUGUCCGGCUCGGGUGCAAUCGGGAAUUCUCCUUCAACUUUGUCACCAACAAUGUUGAUUGUGAAUUGGAGAUGUCUGGAGGUCCGUGAUACACCUUAUGAAGUUAAUGUCACAAUCCCAAUAGAGGGUUAUGAACCUAUUCAGUUUUUUCUUACAAAAAAGUGUGAACGCAGGGAGAAUCAAGAGGAAGACUCUAGACGAGGAUGGGCUAUCUUCGGGGUCAUAUCUUGCGUAUUCUUUGUCUCAUCAACACUGUUUUGUUGUGCGGGGUUUAUCUACAAGACACGUGUGGAACGCCUGCGUGGGAUUGAUGCAUUGCCAGGCAUGACAACAUUAUCUGCAUGUUUGGAAAUUGCAAGUGGGGAUGGGCACGGAUAUACACAAGCAGCAGAUGUCAACAGUGGCUACUCACGAGUGGAAGCCUCUUGGGAACGACCGUCUGCCUCAGCUCAAGGAACAUGGAGAACGAGUGACAGGAAAUAUGGUUCAAUUUAAGCUUUGUAUCUUGACUCAUUCGAGUUUUCGGAAAAUUUGCAAUUUAUGAGUUUUGAACUGAAGAUAUAGGAUGCAAAGUUGAUUUUUCCCACAGAACAUACUUGUAAGAGACUCUGAUUGAAUCAAAUUGAAGCUAUAGGGUAUUGUUGUA